Patella vulgata (common limpet) is the source of this 7523-nucleotide messenger RNA. RefSeq names its product 6-phosphofructo-2-kinase/fructose-2,6-bisphosphatase. Gene Ontology annotation, biological process: fructose 2,6-bisphosphate metabolic process; fructose metabolic process. The transcript has 14 exons. NCBI's taxonomy places the organism in Eukaryota, Metazoa, Mollusca, Gastropoda, Patellidae. Gene Ontology annotation, cellular component: cytosol. Gene Ontology annotation, molecular function: 6-phosphofructo-2-kinase activity; ATP binding; fructose-2,6-bisphosphate 2-phosphatase activity. The coding region runs from base 1068 to 2423 and encodes 451 amino acids. The record is from RefSeq and is a predicted model, not a curated record.
AUUAAUAAUACAUCUUCAACAAAAUACAUCUUACAAUCCAACUAAAUGGGAGACAGCAUCCCCGUGCUCGAUGACGGUGUAAUGCCCUUCAUGGAGGCGCCGAUUUUCUGUUACCAGUCUGUCUUCCAACUGCCGGUACUUCCUUUUUCUGGGAUUGCUAGAGGCAGCAAGCUGUUUCUCCCCUCUAUACACCAGAUUUUGGCCACCCUGAGCAUUUGGUAUGAAACUAACAUAUACUUGAACGUUUGCCAUCUUGUGAUAUCUGUCAGAUCAAUGUUGUUGACAAAUGUCAGUGGUUCCAUAUAUAUAUAGUGUCCUCUGAACGGAGUUCACCACUUAAGUAAGUUUUAACAAAAAAAAUGCUUAUCAUCAUGAUAAAAUAAGAUGAACACAGUUUACAUGCCAUAUGCUGAACGAAUAAUCUGUUGAACACAGUUCUCUACACCAUAAAAUUGGCCCACUUGAUUAAGCCAAUUAAGGCUGUUAAUUAAAAUCCGAUAAUCCCUGUUAAUCCAGGGAUUAAAAACUGGCACAGUGGGAGUACCCCCUUUUAUCUUGAGCUCAUCAGGUCAGGUUUAAUGUAAUUGGUUUAAAAGUUUAUUGAAUAAACAUUAUGAUGUAGGGUAAAAGAAAAUUGAAAAAAAGCUAUAUUUACAUCCUGAAUCCUGAUUAAAUCUGUUUGAAUUGAACCAUAAACUGUGAACAGUUUGCUAUUUAAAAAACUGGAGUAAGUCAUGUAAACAACAAGGUGUGUUCUGUAUGUAAUCAUAGAUUGGUUGAAUGCAUGAACUUGGUUUUAAGGUGAAGGUUGUUGAAUUCAUCAGAACGUUAAUGUACUUGUAAGUUAUAUAUAACUUGGACUAUGACCAUUCGAAAACAGGCCAUACACAUGUAGAGCAUUGAUCUGAAAUAGCCUUGCUGAACACUUGUUGCCCAUUGUUUUUUUCUUCACCUGCAAUUACAUGUACCUUUUGACCACAUAUAGUCCCCAGUCAAGGUGGCAUAUUGUACUUUAAAAAGAUCAAAGCUUUAUAUAAACAAUUAGCUAGAAAUACUUGUAGUUGACUAUGGCUACACCUACAGGUAUUGCUUCAUGUCCUCAUGUGGUACAAGUACCUACUGUCAUAUCAAUGGUUGGUUUACCAGCUAGAGGUAAAACAUACAUAUCUAAAAAACUUACAAGAUACCUCAAUUGGAUCGGCAUAGCUACUAAAGUGUUUAAUGUUGGUGAAUACAGAAGAGCAGCCACUGAUCAGUAUAAAAAUCAUGAUUUUUUCCGCGCUGAUAACAAGGAGGCUCUUGAAAUCAGAACGAAAUGUGCCAUGAUGGCUAUUGAAGAUGCGAGCAAAUAUUUGUUAAAUGGAGGAGAAGUAGCUGUUGUUGAUGCUACAAAUACAACAAGAGAAAGAAGAAAGAUGUUAGUAGAUGUUUUUACGGUACAACAUAAUUUUAAGUUGUUUUUUGUUGAGUCUUUAUGUGAUGAUCUGAGAAUUAUUGAAGCUAAUAUAUUAGAAGUUAAAGUAUGUAGUCCAGAUUAUUUAGGUGUUGAUAAAAAUGAAGCAGUGAAAGAUUUUCUACAAAGAAUAGAACAUUAUCGAGUUACAUAUGAAUCAUUAGAUUAUAAUUUAGAUAAUGAUAUGUCAUUUAUACAGAUAGUCAAUCAAGGUGAUAGAUUUCUUGUCAAUAAAUUAGCUGGUCAUUUACAGAGUAGGGUAGUAUAUUAUCUAAUGAAUAUUCAUGUCCUUCCUAGAACUAUAUAUUUAACUAGGCAUGGUGAAAGUGAAAUGAAUUUAACAGGCAAAAUUGGUGGAGAUAGUGAUUUAUCAGAGAGAGGUAAAGAGUAUGCAGAAAAGUUAGCCCAAUUUGUAGUCCAAGAGAAUAUACCAAAUUUGAAAGUCUGGACAAGUCAGAUGAAAAGAACAAUUCAAACGGCGGUAAAAAUUGAUGCACCUAAAGAACACUGGAAAGCUUUAAAUGAAAUAGAUGCUGGUAUAUGUGAAGGUAUGUCUUAUGAAGAAAUACAAGAAAGAUAUCCAGAAGAUUUUGCUUUGAGAGAUCAAGAUAAAUUUCAUUAUAGAUAUCAAAGUGGCGAGUCAUAUCAAGACUUAGUAGCCAGACUGGAACCAGUUAUUUUAGAGUUAGAGAGACAAGAGAAUGUAAUGGUUGUAUGUCAUCAAGCUGUAGCUAGAUGUUUGUUAGCAUAUUUUCAAGAUAAAAGUUCAGACGACCUUCCCUACUUGAAAGUUCCUCUUCAUACAGUGAUAAAGUUGACUCCAGUAGCCUAUGGUUGUAGGGUAGAAUAUGUAUCAUUAAAAAUUGAUGCUGUAAAUACUCAUAGAGAGCGACCAAAGAUGGCCUUACCAAAUGGUUCUAUUAAAACAAUAACAGAUACUGCUUCCUGCUCAUGUGCUUCAAAAAAUUGAUAUAGAUAAAAAAAAGCUUGAUGACUGCAUCAAUACCAUUGAGUUCAAGAAUAAAUAUUCACUUGCUGCUGAGUUCUUAUUGUAUCUGGCCAUUCUGCCUGUCUGUGAUUCUACCCUUGUUAAUCCAUCAAGAGAUCUUGUAUUUCAACAUUUUACAGUUGUGUUCUGACAUCACAUGGAUUUUAAUAUUAUUAUAUUAUAAUAUAUAUGUCUAAAAUUAAGAUAAUUAAUUAGCUUUUCUUUUCCUUUUUUUUUUCUUUUUAUAUAAGCCCCUAUAUGUUGGUCUGUCGUCCACAAUUUAUUGUGCCCUCUUUACAGACUAUUUUUAUAUCUGAUAUCUUUUAAAGAUAGUUAUGUUUAUUACAUUAGUGAGAUAAAGAAGUCAUAAUUUCAGCAAUGUUACAUAAUAAACUCCAGAGUUAUGCCUCUUGUUCAUUUACAUGCAUUGUUCAAAUUAGUGCUAGGGCGGAUUGAUUUUUAUACACCCACAUUGAAUUGUGGUGUAUAUUGUUGUCGGUCAGUCCGUUCAUCCCACGUCCACAAGCAAUUGCUUUAGAGGCUAAAGUUAAUAUCCGAUUGACUUUAAAUUUAUCGAUUUUCACUGAUUUCCGAUAAUUACUGCCAGAGUUAUGGUCCUUGAUCACUUUGAAAUAUCUUGUGGACGCUCUAGACGGUAAAGGUAAUAUCCAAUUAACUUAAAAAUUUAUACACAGUGUUUACGGUCAUGAGAUUGGUUAAGACUUGAGCACACGAUAACUUUGGUUUUAAUUGGGUGCGAUGAAAGUCUUGAGUAUAGAUUCAUUAUAUCAAUACCUUGACUAAUUUCGAGUUUUCUGCUUAGGCCAAGUAGCGAUAAGCAAUUUGAUUGGUCUUUGGACAAUUCCAUUGAGGUAGAAUGUUUAAACUUGGUGUAGAUGUCUUGACUGAGUUCAAUGAUUCACAUUUCCCAAAGCAAAUUCAUUGGUCAAUGUUUUGGGACAAGACAACUUUGAUUCUAACUGAUGGAGAGCGAUUAAACAUCAGCCUCACUGUUGGCAUGUUACUUUGUAGAACGUUGUGAAUGUUCGAUGACAAGAGUUAUUAUUCGAUCUAUAUGAAAUUGAUAUGCAUUAUUUUGAUUAGUAAACCAAAGAAGCCUAUUGAAUUUCAUCAACUUCAUUUAAUUACCUUAUAGGUCAAAAAUUAUCAGCCAGUCUAUUUGAAAUUUCUGUGCAUGAUUUGAAUUGAUGAAACCGGCCAAUAAAAAAAGAAAGUCACCACCUGAUCUUUGUUUCGAUUAUUGCAAUGGAUAAAAAUUGCAACAAUUUCUGAUAAUUGAUUAUACAGUUAUUGCUCUUGAUUAUGCCAUAACACACCAAUGAUAUACCUACAUUUUAAAGAUUUUGCUUCUUAUAUACAUAAAGUAUAAAGAUUCCCAAUGUGACUACCUUUAUGGUCACCUCUGACAACCUAGCUGCUAUAGCCCUAUGUUUUGUUCACAACAAAGUAUGUUUUUAAACAUUAAAAAGGUGUUUAAUCACUAAUUCUUGAUAGGAUAGUUUAAUAUUUUAGUAUUUGCAUUGACCAAAGUGCUGACAAGGGAUACGAUAUAAAUAAACUAGUCCAUUCUGCUAUGGCAUCCCAAGUUAAUUUCAUUUCCAAUACAAAUUUUGUCUUCUGUAUUUUGGAUGCACAUUUAUUGUGCACUCAAUGCAAUACAAUAGAAUCCUUCAGCAUUAAGUAAUUUUAGUACAUUGUAAUUAAUUAGUUAGUCUUAGUAUUUGAGUGUAUAUAUAUACACUCAAAGCCAUUAAAAAUGCAAUGCCAAAUUCAAAGUUUAUUUACUGCAACAACUUUUAACAAAUGUACAUAACAAUUGACAAAAUCGAGGUAACAAGCAUCUGUGGAUAAUUUCAUGAAAGAAUUCACCACAAAUGCACAAAACCGAAACGUCAGAGAACCAUGAAACAAAGCAGGGGACAGCUGAAGUCAAUAUCGGGUAUGCCCACCCUGAGCUCUUACACAUGCCUGAAGUCGCCUUAGCAUGGACUGGCACAGAUGUCUCACUACACGCUGUUUGUUUGACAAUGAUUUUGGAGUGCCGGUGCCAACACUGCAACAGUUUGUGGUGGCACGGCUUGAGUUCGAACCCGUCGUCCAAGUUCCUCCCAAAGCUGUUCGAUCGGGUUCAAGUCGGGAGACAUAACGGGCCAAUCCAUAACACGGACAUGAGGUUGAAUCAGGAUUCAUCCGUGAAGAUGACAUUUCGCCAUGGUGUGUUGUGCAGAUAUCCCUGAUUUGCGGCCCUUUGCUGCCUGGCAAGUCAAUGACGAUGCAAACGGAUUUGACCUUGGUAAGUUGACGGCAGCAUAACCCUAGAGUAGAGCAGCCAGACGCCUUCGGACUGAGGGCUGAUCUUACAUUGCCAUGUUUCAACAGUUCGCCUGGCAGUAGCAGUAGCUGACUGGAACCUGUUGCGCAGAUGCUGUAGUCAGAUGUGGCGAUCUUGCGCAGCGUUUGUUACAGGUGGCGCUCCAGGUCAAUCGGCAACUCUUCUAGGGGCGUGUGACUUGGGACUGCUUAAAAUCGUGAAAAAAGACAAGUGUUGCGUUUGCAGGAACAAAGUUCAUUACCGAGAACUGAUAUUGGGUUCAAACCCAGAACUGCACAAAAAGAGACCCAAGUUUCACCUACGUGCCACAAGAUAGGAAAGGCCAAGAAAACGUUUACCAGAAAUAUUUCACGAAUUAGGCAUUGCGUUUUUAAUGGCUUUGAGUGUAUGUAUAUAUAUAUAUGUGUAUUUAAAAUACAGAUGUACUUUAAGUUGUUCAAUGGUCUUGAGCUUAAGACAUUGCAUAAUAUAUUGAAACAACUGCUUGGAACUGAUGUCCCUCGUGUUGUUUCAAUAUACUUAAUGUCUCACUCUCGACCAUUAAACCACACUUAAUCCUUGUUUUAAAUUUUGAAAAGAAUAAACUUCUUCAGCAUUAAUAUUGAGUAAUUGUUAGAUGUAUUUUGCAAUUAAUUAAUUAGUCUUAUUAGUUUCUUGAUAUUUAUUGUGAUAAUUUUUGGUUUUGGAAUUUGAUAUAUAUUUGUUGAUUUAUUUUAUAAAAGUGCUUUUAAAUAAACCUCUUUUUUUUUUAUUGAAUUUUAUGUUUUUUGAAUGCUGGUGUCAAAACAAUUUUGAUUGGUUUAGGUUUGCAUUUAUAGGUGUUAGAAUUUUAUGUAACUGUAAUAAAAUAUUUUAAAUAUGUGUAUUAUGUUAUCAGUGCAUAUAAAGUUAUAAACUAGAAUUUUCAAUAUUUAUUUAUAUUGUUAUAUUGUACAUAAUUGCUUGUAUACGAUUUUUUUUGUUUUUGGAUAUGAUUGCUGAUAUUUUAUUUCUAUAUUAUGUUUUAUGAAUAUCAUUAUUUAUUAUAUUAUCAAUAAAAAUGCUGAAUACGAAAUUGUAUUAAGAAAAUGAUACAUUCCAUUCAUUGUUUAAACAUUGUUAAUGAAGUGAAAGCACGAGAUAAUUUUAUAAAUGAAUUGUAACCCUAUUCAGUCGGUGAAUUACUUAUGUGGCUAAUUAACCAAAGAAAAAGAAAGCUGGAUACAAGAAAGUUGUGCAAUGCUUGAUACAAGUUUUAUAUCUAGUUAGAUUAUGAAUUGAAAUUGUCAUUAGUAACAGAUUGAAACCUAGUAUUAUUCAUGAUUGAAAUCACAAAUAUGGCAUUUAUAAUUUUAUAAUAAAUAGCCCCAAAACUGGAACUAUUUGAAUCAUUUAAAAUGACUGAUGUUAUCAGUAUCACUUUUCUUCCAAGCAGGGCUCUCUUUUGGUCUUUUUCCCUCAGUCUUGGCUGAAUUUACUUGCCUUUUCAUUUUACAUUAGGACGUUUUUAUUUCAAAGAGUAAGGAAUGAAUUGAACUAGUUAAAUAUUUAACAGGAUGUAUCUCUAUAAAUUUUUUUAAAUCAAUCCAAAAAUGUCAUAGGCUCAUUUAUUAAGUAUGCAACCCUGAUAAAUAUUACUGACAGUCAUUAAUGAUACUGGAUCAUCAUACAUAAUGCCUUGAAAUGUGAUGUUUAAAAUAAAUCAUUUAGUCCAGUAAUGAUUCUUUUACAAAAUCAAAACAUGAAAAUAAAAACCUUUUAUUCAGGAUUAUCUUAGAACCAGAAUAUUUUGUAUGACCUUAAGAUAGUGCUAAAAAAUUGUUUUUUUCUUAAAAAGAAAAAUCUGGCCGAUGUGAGAAAGAUAAAAUAUCAAAGACUGGCUUAUAAAAUAUUGGAGUUAAACCCCUGCUCUGAAGGUGUGUUGGAGGUGAUGAAGCUCUGAGUUCAGUUUAUAGAAUGUUCCUGAUAUUUUAGUGAUUGAAUAUUAGAAAAUUUUGUUUAUUAUGCAUUAAUUUAAGAUUCAACUAUUGUUAUAUUAUGGUUAUCUUGUCAACAUUUUUAUUAUGAUUUUAUAAUGUCUUCACAUUGUUCGUCUUGUCUGAACUCCUGAAUGGUUCACACAAAUAUUUAAAUACAAAUAGUCUUUCAAGGCUACCAUCAAUUUAAACAAGUGGAAUUUGAUCUGAAUUUUCACUAAAAACAAACCGGUAAAUAAAACUAUUUUGAUUUGAAAGAUUUAUAGUUUCAUGCAAUAAGAAGAUUAUCAUUAUGAAUAUUCUGGUAGUAAAAUCUGCAUUCAAUGUGACUACUAAAACUGUUAAUUAUUGAGUUUCUGAAAUUAAGUCUUCCAUCUAUAUAUUUACAUUUAAUGUUUUAAAGCUUGGUAUAAUUGUAAAAUAAAUACAAGAGCUUAUUAGUGACAAUAAUUUAUUGACAUAGCUUUGACCACAGUUAGGUGGUAUGUUUAUAAUUACCACUGAUGACUUUGCUGCUUGUGGGAAUAUAAGGAGACCUGACAAGUCCUUGGUUUUUUUUUAAUUAGUGUAUUUUGGAACGUUUUGCCAUUAUGUAUCUAUUACAUAUCUUUGUAUUAAUGAAUGAAUGAAAACUAGAAUCAAAAGAGAAAUGCUUACCGUUAUAUAUUUUACUAUGUUAGUCAUAUUUUAGAAUGAUGAGUCUAUUUAUAAUUGUUAUUUAUACAAAGUAGUCAAUAAAUAAAACAUUUGUAUAGUAAAAAUGACUAUAUUUUU